AUGAAUCCUCACCGUUCGCAUCAGCAUCCUGGACCGGGGCCCGUGCAGAACGCCAGCAUGGGCGAAGUGAGUGCGGGAGGCGCAGCGAUGGCCAAUCAUCGGUUUGAGGCCGACAAGCAGGCCUGGGAGGAAGCGCUCCGCACCUACACCGGGCCCGAUCCACUCGAUCUGUGGUUCAACUACAUCAGCUGGUACGAGCAGAACCGAUCGUACGAUCGCGCGAACAAUCUGCGACCGAUCCUGGAGAAGUGUCUCUCCCAGUAUCAGGACAUGGAGAGCUACAAGCAAGAUAUACGGCUCGUGAAGCUUUGGAUGAAAUUCAUCGAUAUGCAAACGGAACCGCCCGCCUGGUAUCAGAUGCUGUACAACAAGAAAAUCGGAACACAGUGUGCCAGCUUCUACAUCGGCUGGGCGCACUACUGUGAUGCGGCGAAAGCAUUCAAACAGGCCGAAUCGAUCUACAAUCUCGGCCUUCAGAUGAACGCCCGGCCAAUGGAAGAGCUGCAGGAAGCACAAAAGAACUUUCGCCUCUCGUUGGCCGGGCGAAUGCUAUACAAUGAUCCGUUGUCAAAGAAGCGGUCGGCAAGUACAUUGGUUGAGCAGAGACAGCAAAUCAUUUCGUUAAGUCCGCCACAGAAGAGGGUGCGUCACGAAUCAGGAGACUAUCUGCCACACCAGGAAUCGGAAGGAGCCCCGUCGCAUUACGUUUCGCCGACUGCCGGUGCAGAUUGUGUGCAACAAACGCGAUCGUCUGGCUCGUUUGCUAAUGAAGCUAAUUACUAUCAGAAUCAACAUCAGCAGCACCAGCAACGGAUUCCAGCACAGGCUGUUGUUGUUGCUUCGGGGCAGAUACCGAUGGCUCAACCGCAAUCCCAUCAUCCGCUUCACUCGUCGGCUACAAAUACAGUGGUUGAAUCGUCGGAUCACUAUCACCACUACCAGCAGCAGGAAAAGCACAAUGGGACUUAUUAUACAGCAAACGGCAGUCUGCACGAAGCUGCACCAACAGCGCCUGUAACCCAGCAUAAUCCGCAGCCUCCAUCGCAGCCAGGCUAUCAAUCUCACCCCGCGCCGGAGGAUCCAGCAGCCCGUGGGGCGGCAGCGACUGAAAGUGUUCCAGCGAUAGAAUAUACGUCAUCCGAAGAUAGUAUCAUCGAAUGUAAUCUCAACAACUCGGCGUACGUGAUCAGUUCUUCGCUGAGCUACGUCUACGAUGAUACUGAUCUACACCAGUACGCUCUUCCAACGCCGGCGGAGGAUCAGCCGUCGACCUCGCCUGAAGUACAACAAGGUGAACGGAUGGCACCCGUUCCGGCACCGCCCUCGGAUGCCAUCAGAUUGCCGGUGGGCUUUGUGCGUGAAGCAUACACGAACCACGAAACGUGGGACGUGCCGCUGUGCCUCGAAGAACCGUACGAUCCACAGCGCCGCUGCUACUAUCCGAAGCACCUUGUCUAUCCGGAUCUCCACGCCGAGCGACCCACGAUGGAAUUCUCGCUUGAGGAGAUCCGUGCCCGCGGAUGGUAUCGCAGACGCCAGGAACAGGACGAGCAGCGGAUGGUGGAGAAAGCGCGAAUGUUGCAGCACGAGAAAGAGAAAAAGAUGCGCCAAAUACAGAUGCAACAAUACGAACAGCAACAAAUCUACCAACAGCGGCAACAGCAACAGCAACCGCACCAGCAUCAGCAACAUCACCAUCGACAGCAGGAACCGCAGCAGCAGCAGCAGCAGCAGCAGCAGCAGCAGCAGCAGCAGCAGCAGCAGCAGCAGCAGCAGCAGCAGCAGCAGCAGCAACACAUCGGUUUUCAGCAUCAAUCGCGUCAAGGCCCGAUACAACAUACAAGCAACUUUUAUCACCAGCAGCAACAGCAACCACACAGUCCGUAUCACCAUGGAUACAGCAAUGGUUAUCCUGCGACCGCCAGCGCUCAGUCGCAGCAUUCGCCCCAUUUGACUCCGACCAACUAUCAUCAGCCGACGGUGAUCCAAAAUCAACAACCGCCAGCGGCUCCGUCGCCAUCGGUACCGAUGCAUUCACCCUCGCCUAUGCAUUACGCCGCUCCGCAACAUCAGCAGCAGCAUCAAUAUUCUCACACAAACCAUCUACCACACCACUCACCACAAACGCCGUACUCGCCGCAGCCGCACGGUCAGUACGAGGGAUAUAAUCACCAAAGUUAUGCUGCUCCGAGGGCUGCCGCGCAUCAUCGGUCUUACCAGACGAUGCCAAACGUACACGCGUAUGAGUCGCACAGCCCCGCGCACCAUAUGCCGCACCUUACGCAACCGCAACAGUCGAGACAACAGACGCAUCAUUACGCUAUGCAACCACAAACGCGACCAAUCACACCACAAUCUCCGUACGCGGUUCCGGCCAGCAUGGAAAUGGUUCCUCAGCCACAGCAAACGCCUAUCUGUAGACCUCCAUUAGCUCCUCCGCAGCAGCAGCACUACCAUCAUCAGCAACAGCAGUACAAGACACAACACGCGAAUCAUGUUCAUCAUCAGCAUCAUCAUCAGGAGCAGCAACCGCAGCAUGUACUUCCAACGACCAGCGUUCCCGCAAUGCACCACCAGCAACCGACCGCUGUUGCCGCUGGUGCUGUGAAUGGCAGUACUGCAUCUUGGCACCAGCAUACAACAAACAUCAACAACAACGACAGCACCAACAGUGGCAAGUACAGCAACAACUGUGACGACUACGAGGAGCAGAUCGAAGCGUCGACGAUACGCUUUUCUACCUCCACGGAGAACGGGACCAGCAAAAGCAAAACCAUUACUAUCAAGUUCAAAAAGGAAAAGACGGCCCCGGUGACGAAUUCGUACACCCUUUCGAGCACCGGUGAGGCGGAGCACCGCUCAAAUGGUAGCCAAACGAGUGGCUCGACGGAUCCAGCGGCGACGACUCACAGCGUCGUGGUAGUACCUCCUUCGAAGAAACACUCGAAACACACGAAACCCUUGCUUGGGCUGGAGUUGGCAGCAACCGAUGCGGAGGAACUAUCUCCACCGACCGGCAACGGUGGUCAUCAUCGAUCGCGUGUUGGUAAAAGUAAGUCAGGCAGUAAAGCGUCCCGAGGAAAGCAACACUCGAAGAAAGGCUCGAAAGCAGCUGCCGGAGACGAUCUCGAUGUUACGCUGUUGCCAGAGUCUGUCCAGGAGACGAACAAUCGCAUCGAUGAUGCUAAUCUGCUUCUUUCGCUGUCGCACUCCGGUGAGAAAGAUGAAGAUUCGUCUGUUUCGCUCCCUUCGCAGCCGAGUUUGGUCAAGCGAACGAAACCAUCCUCGAAACGAUCCAAGACGAUUCGGAAUGCUGCUGGUGUGAAGCAUAAUCGGCGACACUUUGUGGUGUACGACGAUGACGACGACGAGGAGAACGUGGACGGAGACGUUGAGGAUGAGUAUUCGGAGGAAGACGUUCGGAAUGAUGAAGUUGAUGAUGCAGGAGUGCAGGAUGCUUUCUAUGGACAGGAAGAGGAAAGAAUUAGUGACGAUGAUGAUGAUGAUGACGAUGAGAACGAGUAUUACGCCAUAGAGGAAGAUCAGAGUGGCGAAAGUCAGCGAACCGUGCGCGGUAAUGGAGUAGUCGACCGGAAACGACUCGGACGGCCAGAAGAGGACGAUUCGUCUUACCAAUCGAAUUCGGAAUUCAACACGUCCUUUAGUAACAUUUCGUUCGCCGGUGACAACAGCAAUGGUCCGUUUACUUACACCAGUGGAGGAGGCAGCGUCUGUUCGACACCGGUUCGUCGUACGCAAACAUCGGUUGGUGGUGGCACUGGGGGUUUCUCGAAAACUUCUACCCCGAUCGGUUCGUUCCGCUAUCUGCGAAAGCACGAGUCGAAUCUGUCGAACCUUGGCCAGAACGAGGACUCGAUGAACUCAACGGUGGCCGAGGGUAGCUUCUUCCAGGCAGAAAACGACGAGGAAGCGCAGCGCCGACGGCUCGAGAAGGCCCUCGCAACGAUCGAUACUCACCUGUCGAAGGCAUUCCUCGAUCCGUUCAAUAAUGAGUUGUGCCGGGCGUUCCUGACGAAGGUGGACUUUCCAUCGCACAGCAAAGCACAUCCGGCAGACUAUACUAUCACCGACACGAACCUGCCGAAGCUGGUGAAGGGUCAAUCGGUACCCCUUGGUGGUACGGUGUACAGCAUCGAGAAGGAGGUCGGCCGCGGUUCGUACGGUUCCGUGUUUCGUGCGGUGAACACCCAGAACGGCGGUGUGGUGGCUAUCAAGUACCAGAAACCGGCCAACACCUGGGAGUUGUACGUCUGCACGGAGGUGAAGAAACGGCUGACCAAUGUUACUGUGCUUCCCGGGUUCAUGGACAUCUGUGCCGCUGUGAUAGCACCGAACGCGAGCGUUCUGGUGUCGGAGUUUUCCCAAUACGGAUCCCUACUGGAUAUCAACAACAAGAUACGGACGGCGACAACGAAAGUUAUGCACGAGUCCCUUGUGAUGCACUUUAGCAGCCAGAUUCUGUCGAUCGUGGAGCAUCUACACGCCUGCAACAUUAUCCACGCCGACAUCAAACCGGAUAAUUUUCUUCUGAUGAAAAUACCUUCGCUCGAUCUGGAAGCACCAACGAUCAGACUGAUUGACUUCGGCUGUGCCAUUGAUAUGAACUUUUUCGAACCAAAGCGACAAUUUAAGAAGGUCAUCCAGACGGAUGGAUUCACAUGCAUCGAGAUGCUGGAAGGGCGACCGUGGUCGUUCCAGACCGAUCUCUUCUGUGUGGCCGGCACGAUCCACGUGAUGCUGUUCGGCGAGUACAUGCAGCUGGUGAAGAAGUACGAGUGUGGCUGGGACAUCAAACAGAAACUGCCAAGGUACCUAAAGAAGCACGUAUGGACGGAGGUGUUCCAAAAGUUGCUCAACAUCAAGGACAUCGACCACAUGCCAAACUUGUCCGAGCUGCGCAAACUGAUCGACAACGAAGCGUACAACAUGGAAUCGGAGCUGCUUAAGCACAUUCGUACGCUUUCGAACCUGCUGAAAAGCCGAUAGGGUAUACUCUGUCACCGUCCUGCCGUUGGACCCUGCUUCGUAUGUUUGUUUGGUGCUUUUUUGUUUCUCUCAACCUGCCACACACCGAAACAGGCGAACGGGCAGCAGUUUUGUAAGGCACCUCUACUUCACUCUACUACUGCUAGUACUAUCACUAUCACUACUAGCAUUGCGAAGAAUUCAUCGAUCAUCAUUCGAUGCUACUUUAGUUAUCGAUUGAACAGGCGGUUUUUCGAUGACUUCCGGCGAAGUUUUCGAUUGGUACUAGGUAGUGUAGCACAGUACAAGAUAAGAUUAUAGGACCUAGACCUGUCGUCUCCACAAGGCUUAUACGCCCUCCUGUAGAUUCACGCUACGAGAAACGACCUCGUAAAAUUGUAUAGGAUGAAUUCUGUUUUGCUAUUAAGAAAAAAAAACAUUAUAUUCCAAAGAUUAAUUCGAUUUCCUUACAAAGUCCUUAUUAUGCUCAUUUGUAUUCGUUAUGUGUUGGCAACAUGCUUCGCUGGCCAAUUUGACGAAGGUUUUAUAUUGCAAUUUAACAGCACGAACCCCAUCGUACGUUAUUUUAAUGCUAGCGGCAAAGAAAGUGGUUCUAAAUUACGGUGUUGGUCAUUGGUUCUGGUUGAAGUAGACGUUUGAUGACGCACCAUUCACGAACGAGCGUGUUGCACAGGUUUAGUUUUGGUUUUUUGUGUGUGCAGAACUCUGCUGUUUAUUUGAUGCACCACCAGUGGCGAUACUAAGACCGACAACCGAUGUGAACUCACUUCCUAGUGUCUCUAGGUUUCGUGCUAUGAACGGCGCGUGCACGUAAAAGGUGUCCAUGCGUCCAUUGCUAUGGGAAAAUUUAUUCUCAGUAUCUUAAAUUAUACCUUAUUGUAAUUAUUGUAUUCAUUGGCGAUUAGAGUAUUGUACAUAACGAAUGCCCGCUAGCAAAAAUCUAUAUAUCGCUGUGGAGCAACUAGCAAGUGUGAAUGCGAAAGCGAACGUGUGUAAAAACUUACGAUAGAAUUGCGAAACUAUGAAAUGGAAAACGGAAUUACGAAACGAAACCUGAAAACCCCGGAGUGGUACCUCGAUUCACUGUGUCUGUCCUUUGCAGAUAGCUAGUUAUCCUGCCACAUCUCCGAGUGCGGCGUGUGCAGGCGGCAAAGCCCAUAUAUUUGUGCAAGGGAGGACGAUUCGAAUGAAGAAUCGGUUGAGAGAGAAAUAGAAAAGAGUGACAACGUUGCGUAGUGUAACAAAAAACAAAAGUUAUAUA
This is a messenger RNA of Anopheles bellator, 6268 nucleotides long. RefSeq lists its product as uncharacterized. The coding region runs from base 1 to 5007 and encodes 1668 amino acids. Gene Ontology annotation, biological process: mitotic spindle assembly checkpoint signaling; meiotic sister chromatid cohesion, centromeric; protein phosphorylation. Lineage: Eukaryota; Metazoa; Arthropoda; Insecta; Diptera; Culicidae. The record is from RefSeq and is a predicted model, not a curated record. Gene Ontology annotation, molecular function: ATP binding; protein kinase activity. The transcript has 10 exons.